Molecule: messenger RNA, 1977 nt
Organism: Laccaria bicolor S238N-H82
Lineage: Eukaryota; Fungi; Basidiomycota; Agaricomycetes; Agaricales; Hydnangiaceae
Exons: 9
Coding region: 1-1977 (658 amino acids)
Biological process (GO): chromatin organization; negative regulation of transcription by RNA polymerase II
Cellular component (GO): pericentric heterochromatin
Molecular function (GO): chromatin binding
Source: RefSeq, a predicted model, not a curated record
AUGAACGACGAUAAUGAGUACGAAGUCGAGUCUAUUACGCAAGCCAAAGUAACCAAGAAGAAAGGCAAGGGUCAGAAAUUGGUUUGGAAAUACUGCGUCAGAUGGAAAGGCUAUAGUCCAGAACAUGAUACGUGGGAGCCAACGGAAUCAUUCGUGGGUUCUGAGGAUAUUGUUCAAAAGUUUUGGGAACGUGCCGACUCGGGUGGACGCGAUAUCAACAACUUGAGCCUUUUCAAAGAAGGUGAUUUAUUCCUGCCCCUCGGUCCUCCACGCCGAAAAAUCAAGCGGAAGUCUGUCGUGAAUCCAUCUUCACUAUCCCCAGCAGCAGGCCCAACGCCGUCCAGGCCAGAGGGUUCUAAUCAAGUUGAAAACAAGAUCUCUACGAAGCGACGACGCAGCAGCUUUGACAAGAAGGGAGGGGACGAUUAUCCAGCUAAACGCCCUCGUGAACACGAGGACCUUUUUGAAAGAACCCUUGAAUCUGUUGCUUCUCCCACCAUUCCUACAAGAAAGCCUUUGCCGACCAACUUGAAUGGGAAGCCCCAAACCUUAAAGGUGGCGAUGACACCAUCUGCAUCGUACAGGAAAAAUAAGAGACCCCAUCGAUCGCCCUCUAUUGAGGUCAUUCCUGAUUCUGACGAAGAAACGGAGGGUGGCAUCAGAAGAGACAACGCCGUAUCGGAUUUUCAGUGUUCCACUUCUCGGAAUCCCCACAAUUCUGAACGACUCGAUGAUUCGGUUCACUCACCUUCCUUUACUUCCAAACUACCAUCGCAUCGGAUGCGUGUGGAAAUGCCUCUCGUGAAGAUGAUGGACGAUCCCAAUCUUUCCACGAUAGAUGGAGCAAUUCCCGCCAAGAUGCGUGUGCUAGAAAAAAAGUCGGCCUCUUUGGUCACCGCGGAGGAACGUGGUCGAUCGCGUUCAAAACCUGGACCCGGCCGAUCUUCUUCUGGUUUCAUUAGCAAAUCGAACGCCUUAACCCUCGACAAAAGUUUCAACAAAACCACGAAAGGUGCACUCCACAAAAGUGUUGAGGGAGAGAAUGGCAGCCAAGAUAUCACACAGGACACUCAUGAGACGGAAAUACAUGACUCUCCCCUACCUGAAAUACCGGGAAACAUGGUCACACCAUCGGGAGAAGAGUUGUUGAAACUUGCCGGUCUCGAUCCGGAUGCUGCGGAAACACUUCCCGACUAUGAAGAGAUGGACACCACUGAGCAGGCACCUCCGUCAGCAGCACAGUCAACGUUACCACCUGACAAUUUGCAACAGUCUGUCAUAAGAAACAACCUUAACUUGGUCAAGGACAAACUGUUUCCUUCCAGUUCGUUCAUUGCCGACCAAGGAGUUAUUAAUCCUAACUGGAAAAAGUCGACAAUAUUUGGUCCCCUGUUAGUUUGCGUCGUCCCCCACGUGCAUAAUUUUGACCUGCGUUCUAGUGGUUUAGGUUCGGAUUCCCUUUCUCAAGGUCAAGCCUCUGGUUCUCAAACUGAUUCGUCUAAAUCUCCACCUUUCUUGAUCAACCUCGAUUCAUCGAUAUCAAUCCCUGUCCUCUUGGUAGACAUCUCGCCUCCCAACACGUCCCUUUUUGCUGUUGGAAGUAAGGGUCCUAAUGUUCCUGGAAAAUUUUACAAAGUAGAGCGAUGUCUGUCCUUGCUUGAUACCAUGCGCACUGGUGGUCCAUCGGCGCAGGUUGUUGUUCUUGAAAACGUCGCCGACGAAACCAAACGGCAUUUUGAACGAUUUGCGGCUCGCUUGGAGGUUGGAGAUGUUUUCGUAGCUCUGGCAGGUGCACAACUUUUAGCAUUUUGCUCUUCCAGCAACAAUCAAGUUUGCCAAAAACUCAAUAUCCCACCUAAACUUCCUGGGAAAACAUUGGUUUCACAGGUGUUUGUCGAGAAUUACUCUGGUUACGCUGACGCUGCUUCAAAUGCCGAUGAAAAGCGGUGGUCGCAGUACUUUCAGGAAACUUCUUAA